AUGUCGACCAAAUCCGUACUCGUGCUCGAUGGCGAGUCCCUUUGCGCCGAAGACCUCCUGACACUGUCGAAAGGUGCGACUUCCAUUUCCCUCAGUGACGACGCCUGGACACGCGUGUCAAGCAGUCGCGACGUGGUCGAUGCGGUCCUCGAAGACCCCACCCGCGUCGCGUACGGCAUCAACACGGGCUUUGGGCUCUUUUCCACGGUCGUGAUCGAGCCCGACCAGCUCAAAGUGCUGCAGGCGAAUCUCAUUCGGUCGCACGCGUCGGGCACAGGGGACCCGUUAACCCCUGCGCAGACGCGCAUGCUCCUUGCGCUCCGCAUCAAUGUACUGGCCAAAGGCCAUUCCGGCAUCCGCGUCCCCACGCUGCACCAGCUCGUCGACGCGUUCAACGCGUCGUGUUUGUCGCUUGUCCCGAGCAAAGGCACUGUGGGGGCGUCGGGGGACUUGGCCCCGCUCGCGCACUUGGCGCUCGGGUUGCUGGGCGAAGGGCUCAUGUGGGACACUACUGACAACAACGACGUUGUAAUCCGCGACGCAGCUGAAGUCCUUGCGAAACACGGGUUGCACCCGUUGCAGCUCGAGGCGAAAGAAGGACUCGCGUUGAUCAAUGGCACGCAACUGAUCACGUCCAUUGGGGUCGAAGCGCUCGUGCGCGCACAGAACGUCACAAACUGUGCCGACGUGGUCGUUGCACUAUCGCUCGAAGUGCUCUGCGGUACGGUGAACGCCUUCCACCCGCGUAUCCACGCAGCUCGUCCCCAUAUUGGCCAAGCGCGCGUGGCGGCACGUGUCCGCACACUGCUGAGUCCCGAUGACCCGUCCGAGUUGUUUCGCAGCCACAACUACGUUGGCAAAGUCCAAGACGCCUACUCGCUGCGCUGUGCACCGCAGGUACACGGCAUUGUGCACGACACGAUCGCCUUUGUGCGGCAAGUGCUGACCGUCGAAAUGAACAGCGCGACGGACAACCCCAUGGUCUUUACGGGACCGGCAGCCGACGUGGCAGCGGAUAUCGGAUACCCACCAGCAGCAGUAGCUCCGGUGGCAUUGAAGGAGAUGUCGGUGGACAAGUGCGACGCUGAGUUGCGUUUGAGUGAACCGAAGAUCACGGACCUCGAAGACGCCAACCGGGAGAUUCAGCGGCUUCGGGCGCUACUGAACGACAACAGCGUGCAGCAGUACGAGACAAUGGAGCGCUUCACUGCGGACAUGAAGCGCACGUCCGACACGUUCUACCGUGGUGGCGAUGGGUUUGUCAUCUCAGGAGGUAACUUCCAUGGCGAGUACCCGGCCAAGGCGCUGGACUACUUGGCCAUUGGCGUCCACGAGAUCGCCAGCAUCAGUGAACGUCGCAUUGAGCGACUGGUGAACCCGACAUUGAGUCACUUGCCGGCGUUCCUCGUGCCGGACGGAGGGCUCAAUCCUCCGGGUUCCUGA
Molecule: messenger RNA, 1443 nt
Organism: Hyaloperonospora brassicae
Lineage: Eukaryota; Oomycota; Peronosporomycetes; Peronosporales; Peronosporaceae
Source: the annotation of a GenBank genome assembly